AUGCCAGGAAAUCUACAAUCCUCAGUUGCCUCACCAACUGAUCCAGAUGAUACAAGCUAUUCCACAGACCAAAGCCUGCGCGGAUCUACUUCCAAGCUUUAUACUUGGAAUAUUCUGGAAGGUAGUGAAAGACUUAAACCCCAUGUUGAUACUUCAUGGAUAAUUAACGACAUGGGGGUUGGACACGAUCUAAUAGAUUUUAGAGGUUGUGUUGUACAAGAGGACGGAGGACUGACAGAGCCAUAUGAGAAACUCGUGACGCGGAUGCAAGGAUUGCAAAAAUGGAAUGACCCAGCCCAAGUCCUCACAAGAGCGCUUUCAUACAAUCAUUAUAUCAAGAUCUUUCUCACAAUAGCCUAUGAUAGCACCUUUUACAGGGCUCUUAACAGAAUCUCCGAGCGUCCAAGCACUCUUGCUGGCCUUCAAUCCCCUUUAUCAUGA
Molecule: messenger RNA, 441 nt
Organism: Lobosporangium transversale
Lineage: Eukaryota; Fungi; Mortierellomycota; Mortierellomycetes; Mortierellales; Mortierellaceae
Exons: 3
Coding region: 1-441 (146 amino acids)
Source: RefSeq, a predicted model, not a curated record